AUGGACCAAAUCGUGAAGUUUGUUGAGCCAGGCAAGCAAUUUGCAAAGGACUCUAUUAGAUUAGUUAGACGAUGCACGAAACCAGAUAGAAAAGAAUUCCAAAAGAUUGCGAUUGCAACAGCCAUUGGAUUCUGCAUCAUGGGCUUCAUCGGUUUCUUCGUCAAGUUGAUUCACAUUCCCAUCAAUAACAUUAUUGUGGGAUCA
Molecule: messenger RNA, 204 nt
Organism: Iphiclides podalirius (scarce swallowtail)
Lineage: Eukaryota; Metazoa; Arthropoda; Insecta; Lepidoptera; Papilionidae
Source: the annotation of a GenBank genome assembly